GUUAGUUUUUAUGUGUGGUUCAACACAAUCAAAACGUGUGUACAGAUUUAGUUUAAUAUAUGAGUAUUAGUAUAAAAAUAAUCUUUACACAUAAAUACAAUUAAACAAUAACUUAGUUUGUGGUUAAGUAUGAUAAAUACAUAUUCAAAAAAGAAGAAAUGAAAGAAAUGUGCGUUAGCAAACAUUUACCAAGAAAUGUUUUGUGAUUUUAAAAGUCAGUGUAUCACCAACAAUUAACUAUGCCGCAAUCAAACAACAAUGACAACAUCACUCCCCAUCACUGUAGUGUUAGCAGAAAUGACCGAAUUAAGAAAUCCAAAAAACAUAAAAGUUAUAAAUGCCUCGAAACACUUCCAAAUACGUACAUGAAAUGUCACAUAAGUCAGAAAGAAACAAGUACGCCAUCAGUCAAAGCAAAGAAGCCGAAGAAAACCAGAAAAACUGACUUAGAAGAAAAUUCUCAAUUGAUUGGUCUUCUAGAUAAAGUCGUCUAUGAAUGGUUUCAACGGGCGCAGAGACUUAUUGAAACUGGAACAAUUACCAAUGAAAUGUUUCUUCAAAAAGCCCAUGAAUUCAAACAGAUCUUUGGAAUUCCAUAUCUUCUAACCGACUAUGCAUGGGUUUGGAAUUUUCGAAAAAAGUACAAUAUAACAAAUUUGGAUAUGACAAUGUUGAGAAUUGACAAUGAUAAUAGAGCCUUGCUUUCGGUCGAUAUGAAUGACAUUAUUAUGGAUGUUUUGAAAAGCAAUUCAAUACCCCAGUACUAUACAUCAUAUACUUCAAGUCUUCAAAGCUGUGAUACGUCAGAAGGUGAUCAUCCAUCAACCACAUACACAAUCUCAGAUCCAACUCAAAACUUAAUUUUUGGUAAUAAUGAUAAAAAUAUCAAUGAAACAAUUUUACCAGACAGUUUGGACGAAACAGUAGGAAAAUUGGACCCGCCACCAUUUCCAGUCAUUAUAACAGAUGACGAACAAGCUAGACGUUAUCUGAAGCCUCUUGAGGAUUAUGUUCUGCUGAAGGAGAAUUUUCGUGCUAUCGGACUUAUUUCUCAAUUAGAAGACAUUUUUCAACAAAAUCAAAGUCAAAAUAAAGUAGAAUAGAUUUAUUUAUACUUAUAAGAAUUAAAUUUACUGUAGAUUAAAUUAUUUAAUAAAAAAAUAGUUUUUAAAAA
Molecule: messenger RNA, 1174 nt
Organism: Eupeodes corollae
Lineage: Eukaryota; Metazoa; Arthropoda; Insecta; Diptera; Syrphidae
Exons: 2
Coding region: 240-1103 (287 amino acids)
Source: RefSeq, a predicted model, not a curated record